AUUUUGCCUUUAUAUAGUAGGCUGGCAAAUUUUCUAGUACAAGGAAGGUCUCAAAGAUGUCCGGGGAAGAAGAAGAAAACGCCGCUGAGCUCAAAAUUGGUGAUGAGUUUUUGAAGGCCAAAUGUCUAAUGAAUUGUGAAGUCGCAUUGAUUCUUGAACACAAGUAUGAGCAGCUCCAGCAGAUGUCUGAUGAUCCAACCAAUCAGAUUUCACAGGUAUUUGAGAAGUCACUGCAAUAUGUGAAGCGUUUCAGUCGGUACAAGAACCCUGAUGCUGUUAGACAAGCUCGAGAAAUCCUUAGUAGGUAUCCACUUGCUGAAUUCGAGCUCUGCGUUCUUGGUAAUCUUUGUCCCGAAACCGUUGAGGAAGGUAUUGCCAUGGUCCCAUCCAUCAAGAAUAGAGGGCGUGCACUUGACGAGGAAGCAAUUGAGAAAAUGCUAACAGACCUUUCUCUAAUAAAGAAAUUCGAGUAGCCUAGUCAUUGUGCUGGUCUAGCUAUGUGCUGCAGCACUCUGCUUCCGAGCCUGCACCUCCAUGUUGUUUCCAUGUACUUAUUAGUAGCAACUCUGUAAUGCAAAUUGGGCUCUGGCAUUCUGUUGAAAACUUCAGUUGUUGAUGGAGGAAAAAAAAAUAGGGACUCAUUUCUCUCAAGAUAUUUUUUUCUUUUGGUAGCUGCGUUGCAACCACAAUCCUUUGGUACAGACCAAAACUAUUGUUAUUUACUAAGACAUACCCGGUUUGUUGUU
This is a messenger RNA of Solanum dulcamara, 746 nucleotides long. Its product is annotated as DNA-directed RNA polymerase II subunit 4. Gene Ontology annotation, cellular component: RNA polymerase II, core complex; P-body. The coding region runs from base 57 to 473 and encodes 138 amino acids. The record is from RefSeq and is a predicted model, not a curated record. NCBI's taxonomy places the organism in Eukaryota, Viridiplantae, Streptophyta, Magnoliopsida, Solanales, Solanaceae. The transcript has 6 exons. Gene Ontology annotation, molecular function: translation initiation factor binding; nucleotide binding. Gene Ontology annotation, biological process: mRNA export from nucleus in response to heat stress; transcription initiation at RNA polymerase II promoter; positive regulation of translational initiation.